GGGAUGGGGGGGUUUGAUUUAUGGAGCCGGAGCGGCUCCGAGAGCCGCCGUGAGACGGAGCCCUCCCGCCCUCCCCCGCGAUCGCGGCUCUGCUGGAGGGACGUUCAAAGAGGUGAAGGUCUGGAAACAAAAAAGUCGCGCCUGGGACACGAUUACGCAGCCGAUUCUGGCCCCAACCCGGAAGUUUAUGUCGCGAACACGUGUUGGUGGGAGGGUGGCAGGGCUGCAGCCGCCGACCCUCUGGCCCUCCCGCCGCCUCCCCUGGGGCUUCCCCGCCCGGCAGAGCCCUCCCGGGGCCCCGCAGCCUCAGGGGAGCUGAACCGCAGCGACAGACACGGCCUCAAAGUCCAGGGACUCAAACACAGGUUGCUAGGAGAUGGUGGAGCCAGGACAAGAUCUGUUGCUUGCUGCUUUGAGUGAGAGUGGAAUCAGUCCAAAUGAUCUCUUUGAUAUUGACUCUCCGGACGUGGUUCUUGCAAAUCCAGCACCAACUCCAGCUGUUCAGCAGUCAGUACCUCUUAGUGCCUUAGAACUGGGCCUGGAGGCUGAGGCUGCAGCUGCUGUGAAACAAGAACCAGAGACUGUUUCUACUCCAGCCUUAUUAAAUGUUCGGCAACCACCAUCCACCACAACCUUUGUGCUGAAUCAAAUAAAUCAGCUUCCAACCUUGGGGACUACAAUUGUGAUGACAAAAACGACGCCUGUCACCACCACCAGACAGACCAUCACUGUAGCCAAGAUCAUCCAGACCAGCACAACCACCCGGCCCUCGGUGGCAGCACCAGCAGUAAGAAAUGCCUUGACCACUGCACCUUCCAAGGACCAGAUUCAGCUGAAAGAUCUGCUCAAGAAUAAUAGUCUUAAUGAACUCAUGAAACUGAAGCCACCUCCUAAUAUUGCCCAACCAGUAGCAACAGCAGCAACUGACCUAAGCAAUGGUGCAGUGAAGAAGGAGGCUUCCACAAAAGAGGUAGCAAGAAUAUGGAUAAAUGACAUUAAAAUGAGAAGUUUCUCACCCACCGUGAAAGUGCCAGCAGUAAAAGAGGAGGAGGAACCUGAGGAAGAAGAUGAAGAAGAAAUGGGCCAUGCAGAGACUUAUGCUGAGUAUAUGCCAAUAAAAUUAAAAAUUGGGCUACGUCAUCCUGACCCAGUAGUGGAAACCAGCUCGUUGUCCAGCGUGACUCCUCCUGAUGUGUGGUACCAGACAUCAAUAUCUGAAGAAACAAUUGAUAGUGGCUGGUUGUCAGCUUUGCAACUUGAAGCAAUCACUUAUGCAGCCCAGCAACAUGAAACAUUCCUGCCCAAUGGAGACAGAGCUGGAUUCUUGAUAGGUGAUGGUGCUGGUGUAGGAAAAGGAAGGACCAUAGCUGGAAUAAUCUAUGAAAAUUACUUGUUAGGCAGAAAAAGAGCAGUCUGGUUUAGUGUGUCAAACGAUCUGAAAUAUGAUGCUGAAAGAGAUUUGAGAGAUAUUGGAGCAAAAAACAUAUUGGUUCAUUCAUUAAACAAGUUCAAGUAUGGGAAAAUCUCUUCCAAACAUAAUGGAAGCGUGAAGAAAGGUGUCAUCUUUGCUACCUAUUCUUCUCUUAUUGGGGAAAGUCAGUCUGGAGGGAAAUACAAAACCAGAUUAAAGCAGCUGCUUCACUGGUGUGGUGAAGACUUUGAUGGUGUUAUUGUAUUUGAUGAGUGUCAUAAAGCAAAGAACCUGUGUCCUGUUGGUUCAUCCAAACCAACAAAGACAGGUCUGGCCGUACUGGAGCUUCAAAAUAAACUUCCCAAAGCCAGGGUUGUUUAUGCCAGUGCCACAGGUGCAUCUGAGCCAAGAAACAUGGCAUAUAUGAACCGGCUUGGAAUUUGGGGUGAAGGAACUCCCUUUAGGGAAUUCAGUGAUUUUAUUCAGGCUGUUGAAAGAAGAGGUGUUGGUGCCAUGGAAAUAGUUGCUAUGGAUAUGAAGCUGAGAGGAAUGUACAUAGCAAGGCAGUUGAGCUUUUCAGGUGUAACUUUCAAAAUCGACGAAGUUCUGCUUUCACAGGAAUAUGUUAAAAUGUACAAUAAAUCUGUGAAACUGUGGGUCAGUGCUCGGGAGAGGUUUCAGCAGGCGGCCGAUCUCAUCGACGCCGAGCAACGCAUGAAGAAGUCCAUGUGGGGGCAGUUUUGGUCAGCACACCAGAGGUUUUUCAAGUACCUUUGCAUAGCCUCCAAGGUGAAGAGGGUGGUGCAGCUUGCUCGGGAGGAAAUCAAGAAUGGCAAAUGUGUUGUCAUUGGCCUGCAGUCAACGGGGGAAGCGAGAACAUUGGAAGCUUUGGAGGAAGGUGGAGGUGAACUGAAUGACUUUGUUUCCACAGCAAAAGGAGUAUUCCAGUCUCUUAUUGAAAAGCACUUUCCAGCUCCCGACAGGAAGAAGCUGUUUAGCUUGUUGGGAAUUGAUUUGACUGCUCAAAGUAACAACAAUUCACCCCGAGACAGCCCUUGCAAGGAGAACAAGAUAAAGAAACGAAAAGGUGAGGAGAUCAGCAGAGAAGCCAAGAAAGCUCGCAAGACAGGGGGCCUUGCAGGCAGCAGCUCUGAUGAGAGUGAGAGUGAGUCUGAUGCUUCAGAUAAUGAAGAAAGUGACAACGAGAGCUCCAAAUUCUUGAGUUCUGGAGAUGAUGAUGACUUCAACCCAUUCAGAGAUGAAUCCAGUGAGGAUGAUGAAGAUGAUCCCUGGCUCAUUAGAAAAGAGCAUAAAAAAAAUAAAGAAAAGAAGAAGAAGAAAAGCAUAGACCCAGACUCCAUUCAAAGUGCCUUACUAGCCUCUGGCCUGGGAUCCAAACGACCCAGCUGCUUCACUUCCACUGUUGGUACCACCACCUCGAGUACCAACACGUCUGCAAACAGCAACACAAACAGCAGCUUUGUAACGAGUCAGGAUGCUGUUGAAAGGGCCCAACAAAUGAAAAAAGAACUGCUGGAUAAACUGGAAAAGCUGGCUGAAGAUCUUCCACCUAAUACACUGGAUGAGCUUAUAGAUGAACUGGGUGGUCCUGAAAAUGUUGCAGAGAUGACGGGCCGCAAGGGGCGGGUUGUGAGCAACGACGACGGCAGCAUUUCCUAUGAGUCCAGGUCUGAGCUGGAUGUGCCUGUGGAAAUCCUGAACAUCACAGAAAAGCAGAGGUUCAUGGAUGGAGAUAAGAACAUUGCCAUCAUCUCGGAGGCUGCCAGCUCUGGGAUAUCAUUGCAAGCAGAUCGGAGAGCCAAGAACCAGAGACGGAGAGUUCACAUGACCCUGGAGCUGCCCUGGAGUGCAGACAGAGCAAUACAGCAGUUUGGAAGAACUCACAGAUCCAACCAAGUGACUGCUCCAGAGUAUGUGUUCCUCAUUUCUGAACUGGCAGGAGAGCAAAGAUUUGCAUCCAUAGUUGCAAAAAGACUGGAGAGCUUGGGAGCCCUUACCCACGGGGACAGAAGGGCCACAGAAACUCGAGACCUCAGCAGAUUCAAUUUUGACAACAAGUAUGGCAGAAAUGCUUUGGAGAUUGUUAUGAAAUCCAUUGUGAACUUGGACUCCCCAAUGGUCUCACCUCCUCCUGAUUUUCCUGGAGACUUCUUCAAAGAUGUUCGUCAGGGAUUGAUUGGCGUGGGCUUGAUAAAUGUAGAAGACAGAUCCGGAAUACUGACACUUGAUAAAGAUUAUAACAAUAUAGGGAAGUUUCUGAAUCGAAUUCUUGGAAUGGAAGUCCAUCAGCAGAACGCUUUGUUCCAGUACUUCUCUGACACGUUAAAUGCAGUUAUUCAAAAUGCUAAAAAGAAUGGGAGAUAUGACAUGGGCAUCUUGGAUUUGGGCUCUGGGGAUGAGAAAGUAAGGAAGGCAGAUGUUAAGAAGUUUUUAACUCCUGGAUAUUCUACCUCUGGACAUGUAGAGCUGUACACAAUCAGUGUGGAGAGAGGAAUGUCUUGGGAUGAAGCAACAAAGCUCUGGGCUGAACAGACAGGUCCAGAUGAUGGAUUUUAUUUAUCACUACAGAUAAGAAAUAACAAGAAAACAGCAAUUCUGGUAAAAGAAGUGAAUCCUAAAAAGAAGCUUUUUUUAGUAUACAGACCAAAUACUGGGAAACAACUCAAACUAGAAACAUGUGCAGACCUGAAAAAGAAAUAUAAGAAGGUACCCUCUGAGGAUGCUCUGCCACACUGGUUGGAGCAGUACAAUUCCUCUGCAGACACCUGCACCCACGCCUACUGGAGAGGCAAUUGUAAGAAGGCAGGUCUGGGACUGGUGUGUGAGGUGGGACUGCGCUGCCGGACCUACUACGUCCUGUGUGGCUCCGUGCUGAGCGUGUGGACAAAGGUGGAAGGAGUUCUGGCCUCUGUGAGUGGGACAAAUGUGAAGAUGCAGAUUGUUCGCCUGAGGACAGAGGAUGGGCAGAGGAUCGUAGGUUUGAUCAUUCCUGCAAAUUGUGUGUCGCCCCUCGUGAACCUCCUGUCGACGUCCGACCAGUCGCAGCAGCUGGCGGUGCAGCAGCAGCAGAUCUGGCAGCAGCACCACCCCCAGAGCAUCACCAACCUCAGCAACGCAUAGGAGGAGGACAAGCUACAGGUGUUGACUCUGGUGUUUUGAGGAAAAGGCUGUAAAAGCAUAUCACUUGCAUAAAAAUCAGGGACAGAUUCCAAAGAAAUAUAACUUUUUCAGUUCAGUUGUGUGCUCUCAAAUACUUUGGGAAUAAAGAGAUCUAAAAAGGUUGGUAGAACUGAAAGCCAGCAGUUGUUUAUGGUGGUGCAUCUGUCUUUCCUUAUGCUCUCUGUAGUGCUUCCUGUUUGCUUUUACUUUUGGCCUUUUAAGCUACAAACCACGAUUUGUUUGAAAACGCUUGAAAAUCCCCAAGCAGGCUUUAUUUUUAUCUUGUCAUACAGUGCUCAGGGUUUAACGCAGUGCAUCGAUGCCAUUGCUGUGGGAGAUCUCGAAUGCAUGUAUUGAGUAUAUAUAUAGAAAAUAUAUAUUGGGUUUUUCCUCUUCAAUUUGAGUUUAUAAAAGCAUGAAACCUAGAGAUUGCACAUCAUGCAUUCAGGUUCCUUCCCAGUUUCUGUUUGACAGUGCAUGUCUUUGGAAACGGGCAUGGGCAGGAUAAACACACGAGGCAGGAAUUCGGAGAGAAACACAAUCUUAGUUGUACAGCAUUGGUUAUUGCAUUUUUAUAGUGUUUAUACCCAGGUGUUGCAUUUUUUUUCUGGUUCUCUCCUGGGGGUUAUAUAUUUGAGUCUACAACAUGUUCUUUUUGUGAUAAACAUCUUAAAUUAAAAUUAAUUCAUUUUUAAUGUAUUAAUGGUAUUCCUAAUGUGUACUGCAAAGAUGGCUGGAUGCCUGUUUUUCCUUAAAUUGAAGCAUUUCCUUAAUCUGAGGUGGUUAUGGAAACUUAAGUGCAAAUUCACUUCCAUCUCGCAUACAAUCUUCUAUUUUUUACUUCAUUAACGUAAUUUAAUUUGUCACUUGUAAGAUGAAACCUUACUUGAGCUGUAAAUUAGAGAAUGGGAAACACUUGAGGGUUCCGCUGUAUGUGCUGUUUCUGUUACCCAGUAACUUGAAUACUGUUUAAUAUGUUGUAAGACAUUGUAGAGUUUAUCUGGAGCUGUUUAAAAGAAAUUGUAAUGUACAAAUGUGAAUAGUCACUUAUCUAUAAUAUGGGUAAGUUUUGUUUUGCCUAUAAUAGUAGAUGUUUAUAAGAAAGUGAAGGACAAUGUUUGUCAUUUCUUGCUUGCACAGGUUGCACUAUUGAAAAAUUGAGAUUGUAUAAACCUGUCCAAAAAAACUACAAGAUAAUGAUCUUGUAGAUGUCAAAUAAAAGUUAUUGUACUAACAAGAAGUGGAGUCUUGUUUAGGCAAUCACCGUAUUCCAAAAAAACUAACAAGUCUGUACAAUUGGAAUUUGACAGGACUUGGCAUGUUCCAGGCUGCUCUAACCGGGCUUCUGUCUUGCAGCCCAAAUCUCUCAGCUGAACUCGCUAAUGAGGCAAGAACUAAACUCUCUUUAAAGCUCCAAAUGUGUGUUUUAAGGAAGGCUCAGCUGCCAGAGCAGGAUCACUGCAGGGGUGGCACCUCCUGAGGGUCAGAAGGAGCUUCUCCGUAAAUAACGGGGCAGAAGUUCCGCAGCUUGAGGCUGCAGUGUGUUCCCUUCUGGGAAUUGUCUUCUUGAGGCUGCAGUGUGUUCCCUUAUGGAAUUGUUUCCCUUGAGGCUCAGUUAACUCUGCCUGUGCCACCAGCCCAGUGCUCACGGAGCCCCUGCUCGGCAGGGAAGGGAGUGUGCCCACCUCCCUCAGCUCCAGCCUGAGCUGGUUGGGAGAUUAAACCCCUGCUCAUGCUUGGGACUAACUGGGAAUACAGACCUGGAAUAAAUCCUCUGCUCCCUGUUGCUGUAGCACCUGCUGCAUCUCCGUAAAUCCCUGGAAUGCAGGUGGUGGGUGUUGGGAGCAAGGGAAGUGUGCCCAAGUGCUUGUCACAGCCCUGGCAAACUAUGGAGCACAGGGUGUGGGGAAGGAUGUUCCUGUGUUCCAUACUCACAAGUGCAUGGAUUUGGCAUCCAUUCCAAGAGCAGAGAUGGGAUUUUGAGGAGUGUGUUGACAGAUCACAACUGCAGCAGACAGGGAACCAAAGUGCCAGUGAGGGCAGGCUGGGUGGGGACUGCCCCGGCUCUGGCUCUUAAUUGUUAUUUGAUGUAGAAACUUCUGGGAUCUGAGAUGGUAACAAUGUUUUAGGUCUUGAGGGUCAGUGAGAUGGUUCUAGAAGUCCCAGGUUCACAGUUAGUGAUUUUCUUUUAAAUUUUUUAUCUUUUGAAAAAAAUUACUUGGACAUGCUCAGUUCCUAAGUGCUCUUCUCAGCCUGGUGUGCUCACUUUGCUUGCUGGGAUGAGCAAAUACUAGAUAUUCCCUGUAUUGAUAAUCAAACCACACUAUUUUAUUUCAGCCUCUUAAACUUCCCAUAGACUUGUGUCCCUUGGAGGGGGGAAAAAAGCUGACAGUACUUCCAAGAUCCAUAAGAACCGUUCCCAUUCCAGAAAUCUAUUCCUCCACUUGCUGUCCUUUGCCUGCUCUCUGCUACUUGCCACCAUCACUGCCUUGGCUUUGCCACCCAGUUACUAACACAGCUGCAGCCACGGCUCUGGACUGUUAAACAUCUUAAAGGUUAACAGCAAAAAAAAAAAAAGAAAAAAAAAAUAGCCUUCAAGCUCCAGCAACGUUUUCUCUCUUGAAAAUUCCUGCUCAGGUGGUUGGGGUGGGGGUUUUGGGCAGUUUGUUCCCUGCAUGAGCUGCUGCUCCAGCUUGGGGAGAAAAGGAGUAUAAAUAGCACUGGCUGGGGUGAGGAACAGUGAGUGGUGUCCCUUUGCAGCACUGCCCCUGAGACAAACAUCCUCCUGGGCAGGAAAGGAGACCAAUUGUCACAUCAUAUAAAUUACCAGGCAAGGAUGGUCUCUGUAUUUUCCUGCUUGUGGGGUAUUGAUCUGCUUUGUAAAAAUGAAGUACAAAAUGUUUGGCAUGUCUGGAGUGGGUAUAAAACUUACAGAGGGCAGAUGUCUCUGAUAAAGGGGCAAAGCCACGUGUGAAAUGAUGUCACCUUCUGUGCCAUGGGAGUUUUGAACUCGUGCUGCAGAAGGGGAAGGUACAUAAUUAAGUUGACUUGAGAACUGAAACCCAAAUUUUGGGGUUUCUUUUCUAAACUGUCCCUUGACAGCAACUAAAUUAUGACUUGUUAACUAUGUCUGACACAUUAACCUCCUAAAAUCCUCCUCCCACAGCAAGUUUUCCACUAUUUCCAGUGGUUCAUUGGGAUCACACACCUCUUGUAAGGACUUCCAAGUUCCCUGGAGAUGCGAGUUGUCUACUCUGUGUUUAGUAUUUUCUUUGUAAAUGAAGAAAUCUCUGCAACCUGUAAACGCUUGUCCAGUGAAUUACCCAGGGGAUUUGUAUUUUCCUUUUGCAUUUGGAAUAACUUCCUCUGCUCCAGCGCAGUCUGUACAUAUAUAGAGUCUGUAUGUAUAUAGAGGUGUUAAAGGCUACUGAAUAUUGAAUGUAAAUAA
Molecule: messenger RNA, 8039 nt
Organism: Corapipo altera (White-ruffed manakin)
Lineage: Eukaryota; Metazoa; Chordata; Aves; Passeriformes; Pipridae
Gene: SBNO1
Product: strawberry notch homolog 1
Exons: 32
Coding region: 377-4552 (1391 amino acids)
Biological process (GO): regulation of DNA-templated transcription
Cellular component (GO): nucleus
Molecular function (GO): histone binding; chromatin DNA binding
Source: RefSeq, a predicted model, not a curated record